Molecule: messenger RNA, 1932 nt
Organism: Wallemia mellicola CBS 633.66
Lineage: Eukaryota; Fungi; Basidiomycota; Wallemiomycetes; Wallemiales; Wallemiaceae
Product: ATP-dependent DNA ligase
Exons: 2
Coding region: 1-1932 (643 amino acids)
Biological process (GO): DNA biosynthetic process; DNA recombination; Okazaki fragment processing involved in mitotic DNA replication
Cellular component (GO): mitochondrion; nucleus
Molecular function (GO): DNA binding; ATP binding; DNA ligase (ATP) activity
Source: RefSeq, a predicted model, not a curated record
AUGUUUCUUCCUAAACAGCAACAGAAGGCGCUUGCUGAAGAUAAAGUCAGCGAUAAGAAGUCAGCUGUAAAGAAUGACAAUGCAAUAGAUAAAAAGACAACGAAUAAAAAAUCACUACCUUCCACUGAUCAAGAUACCAUCACAUUCGCGCAACUAACGGAUACAUUCACAAAGAUCGAAGCAACCACCAAACGUUUGGAAAUCACUGACUACCUUACACAAUUUUACAAACAAGUUAUUUUAACCAAACCGGAGGAACUUUUGAUGACACUUUAUCUCACUAUUAAUCGUCUUUGCCCUGAUUAUGAAGGUUUAGAACUUGGUAUCGGUGAGAGUAUACUCAUUAAAGCUGUCGUUGAAUCAACGGGACGUACAACAGCAAAAGUGAAAGAGGAACUAAAGAAAGUUGGUGAUCUUGGUACUGUCGCACAAUCAGCGCGUAAAAAUCAACCAACUAUGUUUAAAUCAAAAGACUUAAAUGUACCGACGGUAUUUAAAAACCUCAAAGAGAUUGCUACAGCAUCUGGUAGUCAGUCUCAAACCAAAAAGAUAGGUAUAAUUAUGAAAAUGCUCACAAGUUGCAAUUCAAACACUAAUGAAGUUAAAUUCCUGAUUAGAUUAUUAGAAGGUAAAUUACGCAUUGGUUUAGCAGAGAAGACUGUCGUCGUUAGUCUCGCUAAUGCUAUUGUUUUAUCAAACAAUGAGGAUGCUACAAAGGAAGAUCUCGAAAGGGGUGUUGAAAUUGUAAAACAAGUUUACUCUGAGUUACCAUCGUAUGACUUAAUUAUACCUGCUCUACUUGACGGUGGUGUUGAUAACCUACAAGAAAGAUGUCAUUUAACACCAGGAAUUCCGCUUAAACCGAUGCUUGCGAAACCAACCAAAGCAGUCACCGAAGUACUCGAUAGGUUUGAAGGACGUAGCUUCACCUGCGAGUAUAAAUACGACGGUGAACGUGCACAAAUCCACUAUCAUGAUGGUAAAGUAAAGGUUUUCUCUCGUAAUUCUGAAGAUAUGUCUAUGAAAUAUCCAGAUUUGGUGGAACAGUUACCAAGGGCAAUCAAACCGGGUGUAAAGAACUUCGUUAUUGACAGUGAAGCAGUUGCUUUCGAUAAACAAACGAAGAAAAUAUUACCAUUUCAAGAACUCACCCGUCGUAAACGUAAAGAUGUCAAAGUUGAAGAUAUUACAGUAAAGGUACAUAUUUUCGCGUUUGACUUACUUUACUUCAAUGAUAAACCACUUCUUCAUGAAGAUCUAACUCGACGUCGCGAAAUGUUAAGUGAUAAUUUCGAAACAGUUGAAGAUGAGUUUGCAAUGGCAAAGUCAAUGGAAGCCCAAUCAACUGAAGAGAUUCAAGCAUUCUUGGAAGAAAGUGUAAAAGAUAGCUGUGAAGGAUUAAUGGUCAAAAUGAAUCAAGGUGAAAGCGCUUGGUAUACACCUUCCAAGAGAUCAAUGAAUUGGCUGAAAUUGAAGAAAGACUAUCUAAGUGGGGUUGGUGAUUCAUUGGAUUUGGUUGUUAUUGGUGGAUACUAUGGUAAAGGUAAACGUACAAAUGUAUAUGGCGCAUAUUUAUUAGCAUGUUAUGAUCAAGAUAGUGAAUCAUAUCAAAGUAUAUGUAAAAUUGGUACUGGAUUUAGUGAAGAAAUGCUUGACUCGCAUUACAAACUACUAAAUCCACUAGAGAUUACAGCACCAAAAUCAUAUUACAAACUUGGUUCAGCGAAACCAGAUGUUUAUUUUGAACCUCAAGCAGUUUGGGAAGUUCUAACAGCAGAUUUAUCAUUAUCACCUGUGUAUACAGCAGCAGCAGGUGAAAUAAGUGAACGCGGUAUUAGUUUACGUUUCCCACGUUUCAUUAGAGUUAGAGAUGAUAAAGCAGCAGAUGAUGCAACAUCUUCUGAACAAGUAAGUCAGAAUAUAUAUAUAUAA